Theileria orientalis strain Shintoku is the source of this 3504-nucleotide messenger RNA. RefSeq lists its product as uncharacterized. Lineage: Eukaryota; Apicomplexa; Aconoidasida; Piroplasmida; Theileriidae. The record is from RefSeq and is a predicted model, not a curated record. The transcript has 10 exons. The coding region runs from base 1 to 3504 and encodes 1167 amino acids.
AUGUUCACUGAUAUGCUACAUCGUUACGCCUUGGUCAGUCAUUUGCUACUGGCCUGUUCGAUAGGCCAUAUUUCAACGACCGUGACUGGCUUUUACGAUAUAAUUACACAUUUUUUAUCAAAUAAAACAUGCGUAGCGAUCCUGUACAAUUAUUGUCUGAUGUUGUUCAUCUUUUGUUGUAAAAUACCAGUAAUGAUAUUCAUUGGUCAGCUGACCCGUUUGGAAACAGAGGAGCUUAUAGAGAGCCUGAGGAGCUACUUGACAGACUCUAUUCUGUUCCUGGUGCUGUCGAAGCCGAAACACCUGGGAAAGGAACUACUGGUUUCAGAUUUGAUAAGAUCACUUGCCAUACUGCUGGCAAUCAAGGCAUUUCACAUACUGCUGUCGAAUCGCCUGUCUCACAUGUUUGAGAUGGAAGUACCGAGUUUCGGCAGAGUGCUGAGAGUUAGUUCGUUCAUCUACGUGCUGAGUCUCGUAAACGUGUUUUUGAUAAACUUCUUUGUGCAUAAUUUGACAAAGAAGAAUACAUUCACAAUAUGGGUGAUAUUUGAGCUCCUGGGAAUGAUGCAGAGUCUGCUAUUUUCAACAAUUAAGUUUGUAGUUAACCUGGUUGAUUUAUAUCAACAAAACGGCCUAGUAAAUAAAGUAACGCUCCUGUUUUACGUAGAGCUGUUACAGGAUAUGACGUCUUUAGUAACGUUUACAACGUUCAUGGUCCUCUUCUUUGUAAACAAUCCUAUCAACAUUCCAAUAUACAUGAUCAUUGACAUAAUACACGUUGCUAAAAAUUUGACUGGAAGAAUAAAGAUGUUGAUAGAAUAUCGCAAGUUAUCGAAGGUCUUGAACUCAAGGUUCCCUGUGUAUACGGCAACAAAUUCAGGAGAGACCUGUAUAAUAUGCAGAGACGCCCUGGAUGAUAACUCGAGGAAGAUAGACUGCGGGCACGCCUUCCACCUCAACUGCCUGAAGUCGUGGCUCUUCCAGCACGCAAGUUGCCCAUCAUGUAGAACGCCAAUCUACUCAUCCUCAGUCACGGAGGCGCCGCUUAUCGACGUCAACAACAUACUCUACAACGUGGAGCAGAGAGUACUUAUCGCAAUGAGGAAGCUGAUGAAGGUGGGAGAGAUUAUGCUGGGAUUCAUGAUGGAAGUUCUCGUGAAGACGUGGCCAUUCAAUAAAGUGUUUAAGAGAAGACUAACGUUUAAAAAUAAGAUCUGCAAGGUGGUGUUGAUACUGUCAAAUAAAGUUAAAAAGCAAGACUCGUAUGAAUGUUACUUUUUAGACGAGAACAAUAACAUGGCGAGGUUGUUUGAGACUAUCAUGAGUAAAUCAGAGGAAGAUAGGAAGAAGGUUGCAGUGGCAGAAGCGAAGUUGAACUAUGAGAGUAGUGUCACCGCUAGUGGUAAUGUUGCUGCUAGUAGCGCCUUUAAAAGUGGCGGCAAUAGUGGUGUUAGCACAGGUAACACUGGUGUCAACAUGGGCAAUACUGGCUCAUAUACAGCUAAUACUGGAAUGAGUGAUGCUGGUAAUACUAGUUGUGAUAAAGGUAAUACUGGAAUGAGUGAUGCUGGUAAUACUAGUUGUGAUAAAGGUAAUACUGGAAUGAGUGAUGCUGGUAAUACCGGUACCAAUGGUGGUAGUUCUAGUAAUACUACCGACAGUACUGGCAUUAAUGUUCGUAAUACUAGCUUUAACGUUGGUAAUACUGGUAGGAGUAACUAUUCUAGUGGCACUACACCACGGAUCAGGGACACCAGUAGCCGCAGGGCCGAAGUAGUGGAUGUUGGUACAGUUGACGUUCAAGUUGCUCUCGAUGAUAGCACGACUGGCAGACGCACCGUUGGAACUAAUACACCCAGAGAUGCAGCAGGCUUUACCAAUGGUACUAGAGACCAACUAGGGUAUACCGAUACUCAUUCGAGGAGUCAGUUCACAGGUAGUAACACGCCUGAGAGCAGUAAUGCCGGACACAAUACACCCAGGAUUAACGUUGCAGGUCGCAAUACACCCAGAACCAACACUACUGGGCAUGACACUCCCUUAAGAAGUGUUAGUGGGCAUAGCACUCCCGGAAGUCAGUUACGAGGAGUUACGCCGAGGAGUCAAGCAGGCGUAAUUACACCCAGAAGUUACACUACAGGCGGAAUGGUGCUGAGAUCGAGGUCAAUGCCAUUCAUACACACUAACCCAAUAGGAAGCAUCACGGCCUCGCUGGAGUUAAACAUUAACGUGGUGAAUGUGAUCAAGAGGCACAGGUUUCAUCAACUGUUCUUCCUGGCGCCAAACUCGUCAAGUAGAGCCAGUAGAACAAGUAGAAAGAGUAAAACAGGUAGAACAAGUGGAACAGGUAGAACAAAUGGAACAAACACAUCAGUAAGAGCAGAUGGAACAGGUAGAACAGAUAGAACAAAUCUAACAGAUGGAACAGAUAGAACAAAUGUCUCAGAAAGAACAAACACAUCAGCCAGUUCAGAUAGAACAGGUGGAACAGAGUCGAGAAGACAGUAUACGAAGGAAAGGCUGCUUCUGCAAGAGAUGCUUAGUCUGCUUAACGAGAAGGAGACAUCGACGGAAGAGUGUCUGAAGGAAAUAGAAAGUAACCUGGUGCUGCUGCUGCCACUGUUCCUAGCGUCGAUGGGCACGAUACUGGGCUCGUUCACACAAGCAGCAAUACUGUCAGUACUAGGACCAGAAAAUAUGAGAGCACGAAGCGACACAGUCAACUUCACAAACAUAACGACGGAGAAUAAGAAAGCAGUGUACAUGAAGCUGGUGACGCGAGUAGGGGAAACUGAAAACAUAGACAUAAGCAGCAUAGUAGGAACCAACGAACCCAAAAUGUCGAUAUUUGAGGCACUCAAGGAGGAAGCAAUGGCGAGCAGUAACUAUGGAGUUGCCAGGGGUAAUGUUAGAGAUAACAGCCUUGCAGCUAAAGUUAAUCUGAACGCAAGUACGACCACGAGAGCCAAUAAUAUCGCUAACAUUAGUGACAAUAAUAGUGGCAACGCAGCCUCCACAUUCAGCAGUGGCGGAACGCCAGGUGCUGGCACAGAUGCUAAUGCGACUGGGGAAAGUGCAGCCGCUGGCGUCGCCACCCCUAAGUCAAGUCGCCAAAUGACACCAAGGACCUCUAAUUGCAGCAGCAGUACUAGCGCAAACACGAAUAUUUUUAACAUCUUUGGAAGCAGUAACAGCUAUUACAGCAACAGUAGAGAAAUUAACACGGAAGAGUUCACGAGUAACAACUUCAACAGUACCAACAACUUUAACAGCAACAACAACUUUAACAGUACCAGCAACAACUACGCUAGCAGCGACAACGGCGAUGAAGAAUACAUCCUCAUUGACGAAAAUUUAAUAAAGAAGGAGCACGUUAAGUUUCUGGUAGCAGCCAAGGAUUAUUCGUUUUUGAUGCUUAAGCUGAAGAAGAAGCACCAGUUGAACGUCACGGACCUGCUGGUGAGCCUGCAGACGAUACAGUCCGUGGUUAAAAACCACCUAUAA